AUGGGAAUUGAGUCAGGAACACAAGUGAAAGAAGGAGGUUGGUGGAACUGCCUCAAGGAUUUGCCCCACAAGUCCAAGUCCAAAGUGAUCAGCUUCGCGGAGGGCAUAAAGAAGAUUGGAAAAGAUGAUCCAAGGAGAAUCAUUCACUCUCUAAAAGUAGGAUUAGCUCUCACACUAGUCUCUCUCAUAUACUACUGGAGGCCUCUUUAUGAUGGCUUUGGUGUUGCAGGAAUGUGGGCUGUCCUCACUGUCGUUGUCGUGUUUGAAUUCACCGUAGGUGCGACCAUUAGUAAAGGCAUAAAUAGGGGAUGUGCAACAUUAGUUGCAGGAGCUCUAGGAUUUGGAAGUCAACACUUGGCUAAUUUAUUUGGAGAAAAAGGAGAGCCUGUUGUACUCGGGACCCUCGUCUUCAUUCUGGCGGCAGGCUCUACAUUUUCGAGGUUUUUCCCAAAGAUAAAGGCAAGAUAUGAUUAUGGAAUGGUGAUAUUUAUAUUAACAUUCAGUCUGGUCGCAGUAUCAGGGUACAGAAUAGAGAAACUCUUCGAGGUUGCUCAUCAAAGGUUCUCAACCAUUAUAAUUGGGGGAGCAACGUGCAUGAUAAUAUCCUUAUUCGUCUGCCCAGUUUGGGCAGGCGAAGACCUUCACAAGUUGGUCGCUUCCAACAUUGAAAAGCUAGCUAAUUACCUCGAAGGUUUCGACGCUGAAUAUUUUCAGCGCUCAGAGGAUAAAGCAAAACCUGAAAAAUCAAAACUUGAAGGAUAUAAGAGUGUUCUGAAUUCCAAAGCAAGUGAAGAGUCCUUGGCAAAUCUAGCCAGGUGGGAACCGGGACAUGGCCGAUUUCGUUUUCGUCACCCUUGGAAACAAUACCUCAAGAUUGGAGCACUUUCUCGGAACUGUGCUUACAAGAUGGAAGCUCUCAGCGGUUACCUUAGCACUGAAAUCCAAGUGUCUUUAGAAUUUAAUAGGAAAGUUCAAGAAUCAUGCACGAAGAUGACUUCUGAAUCAAGCAUCGCACUGAAAGCAUUAUCUUUGUCCAUUAAAACAAUGAAAGAGCCUUGUGAAGUAAAACCCCACCUGGAGAAUUCUAAAACCGCAGUUAAAGACCUCGAAAUCGCAGUCCAAACUGCCUCGUUAGAGGACAUAGACGUCUUAGCAAUAGUUCCACUUGCCACGGUGGCAUCCAUACUCGUAGAAAUCACAAGGACAGUGGAGGAAAUAUAUGAAGCUGUCUCUGAACUCUCCAACUUGGCUCAUUUCGACAAAGUGGAGCCCAAUGUCUCGCCGGAGAAGCCACACUUACUUCAUCGAGGUGUUAUCAAUCCUGUCGCAGACGGUGGUAAUGCAGAUCAUAUUGAAAUUAUUACCAUCCAAGGUUCAGACACUGGGAAGGAAAUUGCAUCUUGUAAAUAGAUUGAUUUUAAAUUUACUUGUUAUCCGUUACUGCUAAUUUGAGAGAGGCCAGCUAGUAAGUCGCUUACUCAACAGUUUUUCUCCAGGU
This is a messenger RNA of Neltuma alba, 1498 nucleotides long. Its product is annotated as aluminum-activated malate transporter 8-like. The transcript has 6 exons. Gene Ontology annotation, biological process: malate transport. Bases 1 to 1410 code for a protein of 469 amino acids. NCBI's taxonomy places the organism in Eukaryota, Viridiplantae, Streptophyta, Magnoliopsida, Fabales, Fabaceae. The record is from RefSeq and is a predicted model, not a curated record.